AACUGGUUUCUCUUGUCUAACCUGGCUCCAUUUAAUUUAAUUACGCUACUGUUCUUGUUCGUUUUUGGAACGUCCAAUACCUUGAAGAUGGCAGCUGGAUUUUGCUGGCACAACUUCGGCACUCUUGAGCUGAUGGGUUUAAACGCUCUCAUUACACCUUAAACUGCUAAUACAAGCACGGCUUGUAUUUGAGUGAUUUAACUUUGGAGGAAGUACCCAGAGAUGGUGCCAGAUUGGGCAACUUUUUCAUGUUAUUGUGCAGGGAAAAUGGCUUUGGGUGGGUUCACCGUUUUCAAAUCUGGCACUGGACUGCUCUGCCUUUAAGAGUAAUCAGUCGUAGGUAAGACUGUGGGAGGACCCACUGGUGGAGAGUGUGGCAGGGGAAGCAAGAGUGAAGGAAACUGGGAUACAGAGGCGACCAGAAGUUCAAAUCCCAGUGUAUUAUGGGUAAUCUCACCAGCAAGGAUGGCCAUGGGCCUACAGCUCAUCUCUCCACAGGAUCACAUUUGGAUUUGUUCCACACACCACCUACUUCCCCCCUAGACCCAGGCUUACCUGGGACAGUGUUGGCCCAGGCUGCUGUUCCAGAUGCACAGGCCAGGUCAGUGUCUGAGGGUGCAGGGGAGUCGGCCUCCCUGGAGGGCUCUCGUCCAGAGUCCCUGUUUAACAAAACCUCAGAGUGGGCCGCAAUCGGACCUGAAGGCCUCACGUCACCCAGCCAGACAGGAAGUGAUGUGGACAGCGGGCAGAGCAUGGGCGGCACCCCCCUGACCCCCAUGCAGUGCCUCACCCCUAGCUGGCAGGAGAAGGACAGCGGUCUGGAACAGUCCCUGGCGGGCGGGGCGGGGGAUGUGACCGCGCUGUCCCCGCUUGAGCUGCAGGAGCAGUACGGGGUUUCCCCGGGGUCAAGUCCUGACCACGAGGAACCAGCAUGCUCAUCAGCUCUACUCGAGCAGCUGCUGGUAGAGAGGGCGGAGCUGGUGGAGGAGGGGAGGAGCUUGAAGGACAUUCUGCAGACAGAGCGGAGUGAAUGGCUGCAGUUCCAGGCAGACCUCCAGGUGGCAGUAGCAGUUGCGGACCGGCUGCGUCUGGAAGCAGAGGAGGAGCUGGGCAAGCUCAGAGAGACCCAGCAGGACACAGAACGGCAGCUGGCUGCCGCACUCCGCAAGCAGCAGGAGACAGACGGAGAGCUGGAGUCCCUGAGGGCCCAGCACAAAGAGGCCUGCCAGAAACUGUCUGCCCUGGCCCUCAGCCACAAGCAGGCCAGGGAGGAGCUGGACACCCUUAGGGCCGAGCACAGAGAGACCUGCCAAAAAUUGUCCGCUCUGACUCUGACCCACCAGCAGGCCGCGGAGGAGCUCGGAUCACUGAGGGACAGAGAGGGGUCACGGGCGGGGAAGGAGCAGGACUCAGAGACGCAGACUGGGUGUGAGGUCAAAACGUGUGUCUCAGAGGACAUCCAGAAAGGGGAGGAGCCACAGCAUGGGGGAAAGGCGGUGGUGGAGAGGUACCUGCGGAGUGUGGCAGCUGAGGAGAAGAAGAAAGAAGAGUCAUAUUCUGGGAGGGAUCCCCGGAGAAUAGUAAUGCUAUGUGAGAGGUCCAGAAGUCUCUCUAGAAUCCCCCUGCCCUCUGAAUCCCCAUCUGCACCGAAUGGUAGCUCGCAGCCUAUGACAACCACAACAGGACCCCUCAGCAAGGACCAAGACCCAGCAAGAGGGAGGAGGGUGGACCGACUCCUGCGAAGACAAGACAGCUGGUCCAGCUCCUAUUCAAGUCAACCGGAGGAUCACAUCGCUGACCCAUCAUCAGUGAUCAACAGUGUUAUCAGACCUCAGGAUAGUUUCAGCAUGCUUCUGCGUCGUCACGGAGGCUCAAAGCGGAAUUCCCUGCUGCGCUGGUGUCAGAGCCGCACCCAGGGCUACGAGAACAUUGAUAUCACCAACUUCAGCAGCAGCUGGGUGGAUGGGCUAGCCUUCUGUGCAGUGUACCACACCUAUCUUCCGAUGCAUAUCCCCUAUAGCACGCUGAGCCAGGACAGCAAGAAAGAGAACCUAGGGUUGGCCUUCCAAACUGGGGAGAGUGUGGGAAUCACAUCCAUGCUGACAGUUGAGGAGAUGCUUAGAACAGAAGGUCCAGACUGGCAGAGGGUUCUGGGAUAUGUGGAGAGCAUCUACCGCCAUUUUGAGAUGUGACUUCGCCCCUCUGUGUCUCAGAAUGCCGCACCUGUCGAGGUCUCUACGGUGUACUCCGUGCAGAUUUGCUGUAUGAAUCGGUGCAGAGGCAAUGGCGCCCAUUCGUCAGUGGGGGAGCACUUUUAGAAUUUUUGUCAAGCUCAGGAGCACUACAGUAUCCAAAAUGAGUCCCACACUGCAGACUGCUGGCCUCUGGAAGCAGGUGCAUUCCUUUUUGUACUGUUACUAUUUCAUUAGCAUUAGGAUCUGUCCUCUGGUUUAAAAAAAAAAAAAGUUCACAUGAACUGUGAUUUUAUCAGUUUCUCUAUAUGAAGUCUCACCAUGUUCAGCGAAGAUUCCUUUUGACAUUUGUCAUCUGUGACUGGUUAAUGUCCAGUAUGAAAUGCAGAGCAAGUAAAAGCUCGACUUGCGUGCUCCCAAUUUUCUCUGCGAUAACAGUAUCAAGGAAGUGAACACAAGAUGAUUUGUAAGCAACUAAUUUUUAAAGCAAUGGAAAUGUUACAUUGAAAGGCUGACACUUUUGGAUGGGUAGCAUUGGCAGAUGUUAAGUCAUUAACAUCUGAGCCAGUUAUCAGCCUCCACAUGGCUUGGAUUUCUUUCACUUUGAAGGGUGUCUUUUCCUUUUUUUACUUUGUUAAUGCUAUGCACCUACUUGCACUUUGAAAUAUUAAAUGGAGACUGGCCCAAAGUCUGCGAGCAUGUUGCUCCAGCUCUCCGGUUACUGGUUGAAAAUUAAGCGACUGAAUGCCAAAAUGUGAAAACUUUUACUUUAAAAUGCUUAUAUAGCAAUAAGUCUUCCUAUGUUCUGAACACAACAAGCACAAACUAAAACAGUGGAAAUGACACCCAAUGACUAGGUUGUGGGUAAGGGAACUGUCCUAUGCAGGUAUUGGGUGUCAAACUUUUGGAUGCUUUUCAGAAUCUUUUACAUGUAUGCAGAUGUUCGUUCUACCCUGCCUGUCAGUGGCUGCAUUCAUCCCAUAUGCCUAGUGUAUACCUACCUACCUAAACAGUCUUAUAUUUUCUAUUUAGAUACUUCAUGAGGUUAGCAUUUUUUAUGUGAAAUUUAGUAAAUAUGUUCAUCCUGUCAGGUUUAAUUAUCAAGAAUCUGAGCAGUGGGAUUUCCAGUCUGUUUGUGCAUUGAAGGACUGAUGUGUGGAUACCCCACGCCAGACGUGUGCGUGUGCAAGGCAAUAGUUUUACCAAAGGACUCUGAUUGUGGUGUGCAAGGCUGCCAUGGGAACCCUUGGAAAGAGCCUCGCAAUUCAAUGUGAAAAGAAAUGUCUACUGUAUAUAGUAAUAUGUAAUCCUCUGCCAUAGCCUUAUUAUAAUAAUAAAGUAUAUCAAUCUGA
Molecule: messenger RNA, 3544 nt
Organism: Anguilla anguilla (European eel)
Lineage: Eukaryota; Metazoa; Chordata; Actinopteri; Anguilliformes; Anguillidae
Product: cytospin-A-like
Exons: 12
Coding region: 444-2192 (582 amino acids)
Molecular function (GO): protein binding
Source: RefSeq, a predicted model, not a curated record